AUGGAAGAAAUAUAUAGAGCUGCACAGAAGCUUUUAUCUGGUCCAAAAGAUGAGCUUCUCAAAGAGUUUGGCCUCUGUGAUGUUGAGAAUGUUUUCUGGACCUUCCGUGGUUCAGAUAUACAUAGAGCUCUUUCAUUUGAUCGCCUUCAUGCUUAUCAUGGCAGUCUUUUCUCAGACCACUUGCUGCCAGAAGUAAAAGGACAUAUCAAUGAGCUUGGAAAGGAGUCUGCCAAAUUGCUUGAUACUCAUGGCCUCAAUCAUUUUAGUGGCAUUAUGAAAACAGAAUUUGCUGAUGGAUCAAAGUAUGAGGAUAUAUCAAAGAUUAUUGUCUUUGCAGCCCACAACAUUCUCUCCAAGAAUGUUUCAAAGGAAGGAUUUCAUCUCCUUAAACUAAUCCGGAGUUAUUUAGAGCUGGACAUGUAUGUAUCAUUGACAGUGCACACUGAAUCCACCAUUGCAGCAGGUCGGGCUGAACUACUUGUCUUCGAGACAUUGCUACAUGAAUAUAUGGCAAUGAAUACUGAAAAAUCAUGGAACUUUCCCAAAGCUCAUAGCCAUCAGCAUGUUUUUGCAGUACUUUACAGUGCCCCUCCCAUUCCUGCAGGAUUCCGGUCAUUCCUGCGGAUUCCGGUGGAUUCCAGAGGAAUGGGACCGGAAUCUGCUGGAAUCCACAGGAAUCCACAGGAAUGGGAGCGGAAUCCGCAGGAAUGGGACUGGAAUCCGCAGGAAUGGGACUGGAAUAGAAGUAAAAUCACAGAUACAACAUACAUUUACACCAAUACACACUUCUGCAUACUUCUCUCAGUACUUUUUAAGCUGAUCAGUUUUCAGUAUUAG
Messenger RNA from Laccaria bicolor S238N-H82, 837 nucleotides. RefSeq lists its product as uncharacterized. Lineage: Eukaryota; Fungi; Basidiomycota; Agaricomycetes; Agaricales; Hydnangiaceae. The transcript is spliced from 5 exons. The record is from RefSeq and is a predicted model, not a curated record. The coding region runs from base 1 to 837 and encodes 278 amino acids.